This is a messenger RNA of Diuraphis noxia (Russian wheat aphid), 1563 nucleotides long. RefSeq names its product Suv3 RNA helicase (gene Suv3). NCBI's taxonomy places the organism in Eukaryota, Metazoa, Arthropoda, Insecta, Hemiptera, Aphididae. The record is from RefSeq and is a predicted model, not a curated record. Gene Ontology annotation, cellular component: mitochondrial degradosome. Gene Ontology annotation, molecular function: ATP binding; hydrolase activity, acting on acid anhydrides; RNA helicase activity. Gene Ontology annotation, biological process: mitochondrial RNA 3'-end processing.
AUAUUGCAGUAAUAGAUGAAAUUCAAAUGAUGAAAGAUCCUAGUCGUGGUUGGGCUUGGACAAGAGCUCUACUUGGUUUAGUGGCUAAUGAAAUUCAUAUUUGUGGUGAAGAAGGUGCAGUUGAUCUGGUUAAAGGUUUAAUGAUGACCACUGGUGAAGAUGUUCAGGUUUAUAGAUAUAAACGCCUUACUGAAUUAACUAUUGAAAAUUCUGCAGUUUUUACCUUAGACAAUAUUAUGCCUGGUGAUUGUAUUGUUUGCUUCAGUAAAAAUGAUGUGUACACGGUAAGUCGAGGGAUAGAAUCUAGAGGUAUUGAAGUAGCAGUUAUAUAUGGUGGUUUGCCUCCUAAUACAAAAUUGGCUCAAGCACAAAAAUUUAAUGACCCUAAAAAUUCUUGCAGUGUUCUAGUUGCUACUGAUGCUAUUGGAAUGGGUUUAAAUUUGAGUAUAAGAAGAGUUAUAUUUUAUUCAUUAAUAAAACCAAUAUUAAAUGAAAAGGGAGAAAAAGAAAUGGAUACCAUUUCAGUGUCACAAGCACUUCAAAUUGCUGGACGAGCAGGACGUUAUGGAACACAAUAUGAAAAAGGCUAUGUAACAACAUUUAAGCCUCAAGACUUACCUACUUUAAGAAAUUUACUAUCAGAAAAACCAGAACCUAUCCUUAAAGCAGGACUCCAUCCAACUGCUGAUCAAAUAGAGUUAUAUGCAUACCAUUUGCCAAAUUCUACAUUAUCCAAUCUUGUGGAUAUAUUUAUUUCAUUGUCAACUGUUGACGAUUCAUUAUAUUUCAUGUGCAAUAUAGAAGAUUUUAAAUUUCUUGCUGAUAUGAUACAACAUGUACCAUUACCACUAAGAGCAAGAUAUGUUUUUUGUUGUGCUCCCAUUAACAGAAAACUGCCGUUUGUUUGUACCAUGUUUCUUAAGUAUGCAAGACAAUAUAGUAAAAAUGAAACCAUUACAUUUGAUUGGUUAUGCAAACAUAUUGGGUGGCCUUUCACCAUUCCAAAAACGAUUAUUGACUUGGUACAUUUAGAAGCAGUGUUUGAUGUUUUGGACUUAUACUUAUGGUUUAGUUAUAGGUUUUCUGAUCUAUUUCUUGAAGCAAAUUUAGUAAGAGACAUGCAAUCAGAAUUAGAUGAUAUUAUUGAACAAGGCGUGGUUCAAAUUACUAGAUUGUUAAAGAAUUCUGAAUCAUCUAGCCCAAGUAGUGAUUCAAUUGAAGAAGAUUUCAAUGUUGCAAGACAUAAACAUAACUAUUUAAGAGGGGCAGACCAAAGAAACUUCAACAAAAAUCGUUUUGGAAAGGGAAGGCUAACGGAAAGACUUUUAGCUCAAGGAUUAUUGACUCCCAAUAUGCUAGAUGAGUUACAAAAAGAAUGGGAUAAAAGUAAAAAUAAACAUGAAGUUCAUAUUGAAGAAAGUGAUGAUGAUGAUGAUGGUGAUGAUCCACCCCCACAACCUAAUCACCAAAAUAGUAAGAGAUCUAAGAGAAGGAGAAGAAAAUAUUAGAUACAAUGUUAUAAUAUAUUUAUGUAUUAUGUGAUAGUAAUUUAUAUUUUGUAUU